UUUGACUUGAUAGCUGGAAUUUUGUGAAAACCUUAGAAAAAAAAGCCAAAACUGGUGAGGAUGGUUGGGACCAAAUUCCUAGUCCCUCCAUAUUUGAACGACACUUGUUCUGUUUGUUUCGAUGGUCAGCAGUUGUUGUUGUUCUGUUCCCAUUUGGUCUUAGAAAAGUAAAACAAACGCUGACCCCUAAAUCAUUGUCUCCCCAGAGAGAGAGAUAUAGAGACCCAAGUCAGUGACUUUGAUUUGGUUCUCUUCCUUGAAAUUUGAGAUUGGCGGAUUGGCCCUAUAUUUCUAUGGCCAAUCCUCAACAUGAAGAAGAAGAAUCAAAGUCAGUCGUCUCCAUUGCAUCAACCUCAUUAAGGAAAUCAAGGAAAUCAAAGCGUCCUUCCUGGUUCACACCCAAGAGGUUACUUCUCAUAUUCUGUUUGAUCAACUUGGUAAAUUAUGUGGACCGAGGAGCAAUAUCAAGCAACGGCGUGAAUGGGAACCUUCCAAUUUGCAGGAAUGGUAAAUGCAAACCUGCUACCGGCAUACAGGGGCAUUUUUUACUGAACAAUUUUUCAGUUGGAUGUCUAUCGUCAGCUUUUAUGGUUGGACUUCUGGUGGCUUCUCCAAUUUUUGCAGCACUAGCAAAGAGUGUAAAUCCAUUUAAGCUCAUUGGAGUUGGAUUGUCAAUUUGGACUUUUGCUGUAACUGGUUGUGGUUUUUCAUUCAACUUCUUGUCUAUCUUAAUCUGCCGCAUGCUAGUUGGUGUUGGUGAGGCUUCGUUUAUUAGUCUUGCAGCUCCGUUCAUUGAUGAUAAUGCCCCAGCUGCUCAGAAAACUCUAUGGCUUUCAACAUUCUACAUGUGCAUACCAUCUGGAUAUGCACUUGGUUAUGUUUACGGAGGCUUGGUGGGAACUACUCUCAGUUGGCGUGCUGCAUUUUGGGGGGAGGGAAUUCUGAUGCUUCCAUUUGCUAUUCUAGGAUUUGUUAUGAAGCCUUUGCGGAUGAAAGGUUUUAAGCAUGAUGAAUCAAAUGAAGCAUUGACUGUGCAGGAGACGGCUGUCUCAGAAGUUCAAGAUUCAGGUGCUUUGAACCCGAAGGAUAGGGCAGUUUCAAUGAAGGAAGAUGUAACAAAUUCUACCAUACACAAACCUUCCAAGCCAAAAAUUGCAACAAAAAUAAAGAAUCAUCUUUCAAGGUUUAUGAAAGAUAUGAAGGAUCUUUUGGUCGAUAAGGUUUAUGUUGUUAAUGUUCUUGGUUAUGUAGCAUACAACUUUGUAAUUGGUUCGUACUCAUAUUGGGGGCCUAAGGCUGGUUAUAAUAUCUAUCAUAUGACUAAUGCAGAUAUGAUUUUUGGAGGUAUUACAAUUGUGUGCGGAAUAUUGGGAACACUAGCAGGAGGCUUUCUUCUGGAUUUCAUGUCUAACACUAUGUCCAAUUCUUUCAAGCUUCUUUCAACAGCAACGCUUUUUGGGGCAAUAUUAUGCUUUGGUGCCUUUUGCUUGAAGAACAUGUAUGGUUUCCUAGCUCUUUUUGCAGUUGGGCAACUACUUCUCUUUGCAACUCAGGGUCCUGUAAAUUUUGUUUGUCUCCAUUGUGUUAAACCUAGUUUGAGGCCACUAUCUAUGGCCAUUUCUACUGUUGCAAUUCACAUAUUUGGAGAUGUGCCUUCCUCACCUCUUGUUGGAGUUGUCCAGGAUCACAUCCAGAAUUGGAGGUCAACUGCUCUUAUUCUAACAUCCGUUUUGAUUCCUGCAGCGGCCAUAUGGUUUACAGCAAUUUUCAUGGACAGCGUGGAUAGAUAUGACGAAGAAAGUGAUGAUGAAGAAAGUGAUGAUGAGAUAGAAACAACUGAAAUGCCGUCGCUUGAAGAGAAGAAGACAGAGAAAACAACUGAAUCUGCUGCUCAACCUGUCACAUAUUCAACUGUUGUCUAGUAGGUCCUUUUAAUUUAUGUAAAUAUGCUCCCAAUUACAAUUUUCUCUCUCUUUUUUUUUUAUGAGGGCUUUGUUAAUAACAAUUUUUUUUUGCAAGGGUUUGUAGGAAAUUAGUUUUGCUACAGUGAGACUUCAUGUCAUCUUACAUUUGGAUUCCGUUGGUUUCUAAGCCUUCACCAACGGGAACUCAUCAAUAUAUCAAUUAUUGAUAUUUACUGAUAA
This is a messenger RNA of Rosa rugosa (rugosa rose), 2144 nucleotides long. RefSeq names its product probable sphingolipid transporter spinster homolog 2. NCBI's taxonomy places the organism in Eukaryota, Viridiplantae, Streptophyta, Magnoliopsida, Rosales, Rosaceae. The record is from RefSeq and is a predicted model, not a curated record. Gene Ontology annotation, biological process: transmembrane transport. The coding region runs from base 294 to 1922 and encodes 542 amino acids. The transcript is spliced from 16 exons. Gene Ontology annotation, cellular component: membrane. Gene Ontology annotation, molecular function: transmembrane transporter activity.